Molecule: messenger RNA, 1084 nt
Organism: Mollisia scopiformis
Lineage: Eukaryota; Fungi; Ascomycota; Leotiomycetes; Helotiales; Mollisiaceae
Product: glucose 1-dehydrogenase
Exons: 4
Coding region: 97-1008 (303 amino acids)
Biological process (GO): carbohydrate metabolic process
Molecular function (GO): hydrolase activity, acting on carbon-nitrogen (but not peptide) bonds
Source: RefSeq, a predicted model, not a curated record
AGAUAAGCAACUACGUCACCCAGAUCAUCUACAUUUACGAAAGUGUUCGGAUAUUAGAGAAUUCAGAACUUCAACUAUAUCUUUGUUACCGUUAUCAUGGGGAAACGAGUAUUAGUAGGAUAUGGUAUUGAUGUGGAUGCUGUGAGUGGCUGGCUCAACACGAGGACUGGAGCACGAGCAAAUCCGACCGAUGUAUCGCGAGGAAUUUUUGGAGCCACCGUUGGGAUCGAUCGCCUCUUGAAAUUGUGGGAGAAAUUCGGCAUCAAGACAACAUGGUUUGUGCCAGCACAUUCGAUCGAAUCCUUCCCAGAACAGUUGGCGAAGGUCCGAGAUGCAGGUCAUGAAAUUGGACUUCAUGGAUAUACGCAUGAAUUUGUGGGAACUCUCACCGAAAAGCAACAAAGGGAUAUCCUAACUAAAUCGAUUGAUAUUCUCACCAAAUUUACGGGGAAGAAGCCAAAAGGAUGGACGGCACCAGCAUGGGACACGUCCAAAAAAACUAUCAAACUGCUUGAAGAAUUCGGGAUUGAAUACGACCAUUCAUUCAUGCAUCACGACUCCCAAAUGUACUACGCUCCGUCGGGCUCUGAGAGCUGGGUUGAGACCAACGUCGAGAAAGAAGCCUCCACCUGGAUGACGCCUAUGACAGCUCUCAAGCCAUCUUCAAUUGUCGAAGUUCCUGCCAACUGGCAUCUCGACGAUUGGCCACCAUUUCAGCUCUCCCUCAAACAAGCAUCGACCCACGGCUACGUUGACACCCGCGUUGUAGAACAACUUUGGAAAGACCAGUUUGAUUAUCUGUAUAGGGAGUAUGACUCCUUUAUUUUCCCGAUGUCCAUCCAUCCGCAGGUCAGUGGGAAACCGCAAGUUAAACUAAUGCAUGAGAGACUGUUUGAGUAUAUCAACAACCAUGAAGGAGUGGAAUGGGUCACCAUGGAAGAGAUGGUUCACGAAUUCAAGGCUGGUACAUUUGGGGGUAUCGAGGUGAAAGGUGGUGCUGAUGUGUAGCGCUCUUUGAUUUGCUGACUUGUAUUUGGUGCAUAUAGCAAUAAAGUAAUUUCCCGAAGAUUUUAUUGUAGGGGAU